Molecule: messenger RNA, 2939 nt
Organism: Annulohypoxylon maeteangense
Lineage: Eukaryota; Fungi; Ascomycota; Sordariomycetes; Xylariales; Hypoxylaceae
Product: P-loop containing nucleoside triphosphate hydrolase protein
Exons: 4
Coding region: 238-2484 (748 amino acids)
Biological process (GO): microtubule-based movement
Cellular component (GO): kinesin complex; microtubule; nucleus
Molecular function (GO): microtubule motor activity; microtubule binding; ATP hydrolysis activity
Source: RefSeq, a predicted model, not a curated record
GUACAGUCGAAUUUUAUCCACACGUGCAUUUCUAAAAACUAAACACUCAACCUCCAACCAUUUUCAUUACAACUGUUGCAUUCACGCUGAACGGAAUAUUUCUUGCAUUGUAAAACACAGCACAACUCUAGAGGCCGAUUUGUGCACCUUCUCCACUGCAUGUAAUUGCAUUCGCAUUACAUUUUUAUUUUCUCACCGCUUCACACCUUUUCAGUGAUACCGCACCGCAUCACCACCAUGGAACCGCCUCAAAAAGGUCACGCGAACCUUUUCCAGGUUUAUUUGCGCCUGCGUCCUCCUCCAUCUGGUAGCUCUAACGCCGAACGUUUCCUCUUAGUCGAGGAGCCUGCUGAACACAAUGCGCCUACACAUAUCACAUUGAACCCUCCGAACGACCGAAGACGAGCAAUCGAGAAGUUCGCAUUUACCCAAGUCUUCGAAGAGAAUUCUACCCAGCUCGAUCUAUUUCAAGGAACUAAAGUACUUCCAUUAGUCGAGGGCGUAUUAGCACCUCACGGAGGCGAUGGCACAGAUGGCUUGUUGGCGACUCUGGGAGUCACUGGUUCCGGCAAGACACAUACAAUGCUUGGGUCUAGAAACCAACGGGGCUUAACCCAGCUUGCUCUCGAUGUAGUCUUCCGAUCUAUCGACUCAAACAUUGUUGACUGUGACACAUCUCCCACUUUGGAGGCUAGUAUAAGAGCCUCGGAUGCAUCUGAAGCAUCUAUCCACUCCGCUCCGGCGUUCCUCGAAUCGAUUUAUAGCGAUUAUAAUGGCCCAUCUAGAGCUGGAUCCAGGGCUGCAACGCCAAUGAUUGGCGAGUAUCCACUACCACCGAUCCCGACUCCGAGACGCCACCUACAACGGCUAUCCGCCCUCCCUCAAGCUCCCGAUAUUAGUUCCGUCCGAGCAUCCUGCGACCCAUCUGCCGAAUAUGCUAUUGUUAUCUCUAUGUACGAAGUAUAUAACGAUAGAAUCUUCGACCUCCUAACCCCUCCGAUCAAGUCGAAUGCUACGAAGGAAUAUCGACGACGACCGCUCCUAUUUAAGCCCACAGAGUUAUCUCCUGACCGAAAAGUAGUCGCUGGACUUCGAAAGAUCAUUUGCGGUAAUAUGAAUGAAGCAUUGAUGGUUCUUGAGGCCGGAUUACAUGAGAGACGAGUCGCCGGCACGGGUAGUAACAGUGUCUCGUCGAGAAGUCACGGAUUCUUCUGUGUCGAGAUUAAGAAGAGGCGUCGUGGCCGCACUAAUGGAAGAUGGGGUGCCAGCACUCUUAGUAUUGUUGACCUGGCUGGUAGUGAACGAGCGAGAGAUGCUAAGACGCAAGGCGCGACGCUUGCUGAGGCUGGCAAGAUUAACGAAAGUUUGAUGUAUCUCGGACAAUGCCUACAAAUGCAGAGCGAUGCUAGUAACACUACAAAGCCUAAUCUAGUCCCCUUCCGUCAAUGUAAACUUACCGAGUUGCUUUUCUCUAACUCAUUCCCCUCAGCUGCUCAAUCACAUUCUUCUGUUAACAGACGAGCGCCUCAGAAAGCCGUCAUGAUCGUUACUGCCGAUCCAUUGGGCGACUUUAACGCCACCUCUCAGAUCCUAAGAUACAGUGCUCUCGCUCGGGAGGUCACUGUUCCACGUAUCCCCUCUAUCACGUCUACUAUCUUAGCAAACACGACGAUGCAGUCAGGCCAGUCCGAGUCAAGUGUAGGCUCCUGUAGCCCUACAAGCUCACCUGUUAUGUCCCACCAAAAACCCUAUUACCAGCCCUCCGGUGCCCAUAGUCGCACGUUCUCGCCUAUGACUGACACGGAGCGAGCGACUAUGGAAAACGCGGCUCUGGAGAUUGCUAGGAUGGCAGAUAUCAUCGAUCAGUUGAACACUGAGCUGGCGCGAGAAUCAGAAGAACGCAUGACUGCCGAAGCGCACUUACUAUCAAUGCAAGACCGUAUCGAAGAUCUCGAGCAAGAGAUUCGGGAAGAAUGUUACGCAGACUUUGAGCAGCGGCUCUCCUUAGAAAUGGGACGUUGGAAGGCGUCGCUAUCCCUAGAACAGGAGCGUGGCGAGGAGCAUUGGGACCGCAAGGUCGAGGUGUUGGCCCGAAGUGUUGGCGUGGUCACGGUGACAUCGCCUAGCUCUGAUGACGACGACGGGGAGAAUGAGGAUAAAGAAAACAUACUCAUCGAGAAUCUGGAAGAAGAGAACGAGCGAUUGCGAAGAGAGGUCUCGAUCCUAAAGCGCGAGCUCUCCGGCCGUACGCCGAGCAAGCGGGCGCCACUUCAGGAGAGGGGCGACGUGCCUAGCAGUAGAUCCUCUACAGUUGGAGGUGAUGCGUUGGCGGGCCUUGGAAACCGCAUGGAGCAGCUGCGCAUGAAUGGCGGCGAAGACAAGAAGGUGCUGAAGGUGUCGAGCAGCGGCAGCCCGCAGAAGAAGGUUCGAAAGCUGCCGGCGAGAAAAUGGGAGGGUGUCGCGGCCGAAGAUGAGCUAAGUUAAGCCGAGUUAAUGGGAUAUGAUGUGAUGCGGUGGGAUUGGAGCUAUGCAGGAUAUCGAGGUUCACGAUAAUGACCGAUAAUCGAUGACCUACGAUUGCGGUGGUGGUAUGGUCUGUGACUGGUGGCGGAUGAUUAAUGAUAAACUGAACUGAACUGAACUGAAUUGGGGAGCAGCUGAUGUGCGCCGAAUUGGGUUGAGUUAAGGAUACCCCCUAUGCUGUCCUGCUUUAUUUUGUUAUACUAGUUUGCUUUGGUGGUAAUGACUUUUGAAUUGGUAUCAUUGGUGUUUGGUUUGACGUUUUGGUUGUUGCUACCCAGACUAUGUGUUAGUUAUGUGCCUUGACAAUCGUGUUUGGAUUGGUAUCGUUGGUAUUGUGACUGAAGUUUAUGUGCUUUCAUGAACUAGGUAUGGUGUAUGAGGCCUCAUUGCAAACCUGUGGAUUAGGAUUAUCUUGG